Molecule: messenger RNA, 1193 nt
Organism: Aedes albopictus (Asian tiger mosquito)
Lineage: Eukaryota; Metazoa; Arthropoda; Insecta; Diptera; Culicidae
Gene: Coa7
Product: cytochrome c oxidase assembly factor 7 homolog
Exons: 2
Coding region: 158-958 (266 amino acids)
Cellular component (GO): mitochondrial intermembrane space
Molecular function (GO): protein binding
Source: RefSeq, a predicted model, not a curated record
AGAUUUUCCCGUUUUGACAGACGGAGUGACGGACGUUGUCAGCUGCAGGCAAAACAAUCAUCGCGGUUCGGAUCGUGUUUCACAUUUUGGCCAAAAAGGAAAAAAUAUUUUUUAUUUCAAUUAAAUCGGUGCGGCAAAUCACUGGGAAUCCCCAAAAAUGUCGCUCGAUCUCAAGAACGAAUCGGACGUCAAGGAAUACCUGGAAAAUCUGGGAAUUGAAUAUCGGUUCGGGUGCUAUUCAGAGAAAAAAGCUGACGUUUGCCAUCUUCUGGGAGAUUAUCUGGAAGGAAUCAAAAAGGACUUUGAAAAGGCCGCAAAAGUGUACCGGUCCAACUGCGAUGACUACGGAUACGCGAAGAGCUGCCUCAAGUACGGAAACUAUAGCUUCCUGGGUAAGGGUCGUGCCUCGAAUAAGGGUGACCCCGUGAAGGCUUACCAGUACUACGAAAAAGGAUGCGAACUGAACGAUCCGGAUGCAUGCUUGCAUUCCGGUUUGUUGCUGGUUUCCAAGUCCAUUCCCAAGGAAAUGAAACGGGACGUGCCGAAGGCGUUCGAGUACCUCAAAAAGGCCUGCAGUAUGAACAAUGCCAAUGCUUGCUUUUACCUUUCCGGGAUGCACAUCUCCGGGGUGUUAAAGGACGAGUUCAAUACACCGAAGGUGAAAGAAGAGCUGGAGCAAAAGGAAAAGGUUUCGCCCGGCAGUAGCGCAUCGCUACUUCCGGAGGGGGCUUACGUCGUGGAGAGGGACAUGCAUAAGGCGUUCGAGUUCGCUUACAAAGCGUGCGAGUUGCGGAACAUGUACGCCUGUGCCAACCUCAGCCAGAUGUACGCCAAGGGCGACGGAACGACAAAGGACGAAAAGAAGGCGGAAAAGUACAAACAAAUGGCCAUGGAGAUGCAGGACGAGAUCAAGAAGCAACAGCAACUUACCUUCCAGCAAGGGUUGAAUGCAACGUAGGACAGCGGCGAUCGUUUUUAGUGGUUUUUAGGUCGCAUGUCGCUGAGAGGAGAUACUCGUAAGAAUUACUGAUUUUCUUGGUAUCUUCUGGAUUGUAACAUAAUAUAUGUAUAACUACGGAUACUGCUGAUUAAGCAUACCGGAUAAAAAGUAACUAGGCAUUACAUUAAUGAUUGACGGUUAUCCUAACUUAGUGGAAUCACCUGAUUAAUAAAAAGUAUAACUAUGUGAAAUA